Molecule: messenger RNA, 2306 nt
Organism: Suillus fuscotomentosus
Lineage: Eukaryota; Fungi; Basidiomycota; Agaricomycetes; Boletales; Suillaceae
Exons: 13
Coding region: 163-2094 (643 amino acids)
Source: RefSeq, a predicted model, not a curated record
GUUUGCUGGACGAGUAGUCACAACUGUCAGCUUUACUGAAGUCACUAAGUCGAACGCUCAUUCUCCUAAUACCCAUUCAAGACUACCUUUUAUUUCUACCUUCUCGCCCACUACCCGGCAAAGUUCCCUAGUUUCUGUACUUGGCUCGACUUAUUCUCUGCAAUGAUCAUGCAUGCACGAUACAUUCGUAUGUUCAUCUCCUGGUUGAGGCGCGUUCUCAAGACGGCCGUAUUUCGCUCGUACAAAAGUCUUCUCUAUGUCCUGCUGCGACUGAUUCGACACUCUCGAUCUGUCUUCAAUCGAAAGGAGGGGGAUUUUCAACAACGGUUCGGUUUAGCAUUGAGCUCUCAGCCAGUGAUCAACCAAGACAAGACACCUUCGGUGACCCUCGCUGUGCCAUUGUUCAAACCUCCACAAAGCCAAGGGUACCAACCUGGAAUGAGCCUUCAGUUACCAACUGGCGGCGAGCUCAAUGCAAGGCCCAAUAACGUAGCUCAUAAUGCACAGUCCACCGAGAUGUCUGCUGCGCCGUUGAUACUUUCUACGCCUGAGCCCAGCGUUUGCAACCUUGUGGGUGUGGGGAUACCACUUCCUGCGGCUCCAGGACAUGUUACCACUCUAGUUCCCAUUGUACCCGGACCACAGGUCAGGCGAUACGACAGGCAUAUUCCAGUUAAAAAUGUGUAUAAAGCUUUCAAGGUUGAGAAAGGUCCCUUCAACUGUUCCGAGAUGCCUGCCACUGCAGAAGGAUGGGAGCCACUCACACACCCAGAAGGGGCUUUUUUCUUCUAUUAUCCGAAACAAAGAGCUUUCACUGAUGCCGAUGUUCGAGACCAAAAAAUUGCUACCAAAAUAGGUGAAGCCGUCACGAAGGCGUACAGAGAAAUGAGCGAAGCAAAUCUCACUAUAGAUCCACUCGUCGAGCUAGUAUUGGAGCUUAUCAAGACUGACGACGGAGAAAUGUGGGGCUACUACUUCGCGGAUCACAAAAAACGCAUCAUCUUCUGGUUCGAAGACCACACAUCUGAUCCCCUUAUGAACAAAAUUCGAGGUGUAGAGUGUAAAAGCCAUCUCAGGUAUGCACUAGAAUCGCAGUACUGGAGACACGUCGAACUAUUUCCAAACAAACGUUUUCUCCCGGAAGAUGUUGUCGUAAAACUCAAAGAAAUUGUCAUGUUCGCUCAGGCAGAAAAUAUUACCUCUGAAACAUGCCUAGCACCUUUUGCUUCGGAUGAGGUUGCUAGUAUGCUCGGCCUUGUGGAUUGGCUCAUGGAUAGCGCUAACAAAGAGCGUGAGCACUCUGUGUGGAUUGUCGCUCGAUUCACAAGAAUUUUCUACAAUGCCAAGUUUGUGAAUUUUUGUGGACAACUAGGCGCCCGACUUGGUGUAGACCAAUCGUUAUAUGAAAAACCUAAUGUCCGCUCGAAAGGGAUCCUUCGCGUCAUGAAUGUCUUUCUGUUUGGAUCAUUUGAUGCUCAGAGCAAGGGUAUUCAUAAGAUAUGGGUCGAUGAAACCAUUGUUCAUCCGCGGUGGAAGAACUUUAUUGAUAGGCUUACCGCUGAAUGGAAUGGAUAUACAAUAUACUCCACUGUGAUGCUUGCUGUCGAUAUCAGUCUUCUUACGGUCCAAUCUGUCCAGACUCAGAUGGCCGCAACCCUUCUAACAUAUCUGUCUACACUCUGCGUCAUGGGCUCGUUGGUGGUCUCGCUGGUCUUGGCUGGGCAAGUUAAUGACAGCCGACGAAGUUCUGCUGAAGAGGUGGCCUCUUUCAUGUCAGGCAUGUCGCGUUCUAUGCUUGGCCUCGAGAGCCUUGCCCUCAUGCUGAGUCUGCCAUUUGCACUUUUGAUUUGGGCAAUGGUGUUCUUUGCUGCAGCAUUGUCUGUCCUGAUUUUCCGCACUGCUGACGUUGUCGUCGUCUCGACUGCAUCCCCAGUUUGGUUCGCUAUGUUUUGCCUAGCGAUGUGGCUCAUACUGGCAGCCAAUAAUUUUCAUAUCUCUCACUGCAUCUCUCACUGCAUCUCUCACGUUUCUCACCUGAGGUCCUGGAUCAUAGGACAAGUGUCACAGGUUACCGACUUCUCUACUAAUGUCUAGUCUAGGUAGACUGUGAUUGCAGGGAUAAUUCUGUCUCAGGAGCAGAAAAUGACGAGGCUAUUUGACGUCCGACGUCCAUCGACGGCUUGCGUCAGUAUGGAGUCCACUGUAGUAUAUCUGUUGCUCGAUAUUUCAAUGGUUUUGAAUGGAAGUACGGUACAUAAAAAACUAUCUCAUCUUCACAUCGUAUCAAGAUCUCUUUGUCCCCGCUA